Messenger RNA from Loa loa (African eye worm), 1277 nucleotides. RefSeq lists its product as hypothetical. The coding region runs from base 161 to 1063 and encodes 300 amino acids. The transcript has 9 exons. Gene Ontology annotation, biological process: mitochondrial citrate transmembrane transport. Lineage: Eukaryota; Metazoa; Nematoda; Chromadorea; Rhabditida; Onchocercidae. The record is from RefSeq and is a predicted model, not a curated record.
GAAAUUUGUAGCGGAAUGAUCAAUGCAUUAUUUCAAUUCAAAUUUCAAUUCCAUUAUUGGAUUUGUUAGCAAAAUGAUGAACAGGGUCGCAAAAAUUUCGCCAGAUCUCGUGUAGAGGUAAACGAAAUCUUUGAAGAACGAAUUAGCAGCAGAUGCGAGGAUGAAAACAACCGAUGGCACUAAUAUUAGCAAAUACGCAGAAAACAGUCAAAUAUUUUCAUCGUUUUCUGCUUUCCCUCGUUUUUUACCAACAGAUAAAUCAAUGAAAGGUAUUGUUAUCGGUGGAUUUACCGGUGGUAUCGAAAUAUGUAUCACAUUUCCAACCGAAUAUGUUAAAACACAAUUACAAUUAGAUGAACGUUCGGCACAUCCAAUUUAUAGAGGUCCAAUAGACUGUGUUAAAAAAACGGUUCAAACCAACGGAUUCUUAGGAUUAUAUCGCGGAUUACCCAUAUUAGUCUAUGGUUCUAUUCCAAAAUCAGCAUUUAGGUUUGGAACAUUUGAAACUUUGAAGGGAUAUGCCGUUGAUUCGAAUGGCAAUCUUACACCGAUGUGGCGACUCUUUUGUGGUUUUGGUGCAGGUCUUUCGGAAGCAGUAUUUGCUGUUACACCAAUGGAAACUAUUAAAGUGAAAUUUAUUCAUGAUAGGCAGUUGGCUAAACCAAAAUUCAAAGGCUUUUUCGGUGGUUUGAAGACAAUUGUGCAAACUGAAGGCUUCCGGGGUUUAUAUCAAGGUGUUACAGCCACAAUGGCAAAACAAGGUUCUAACCAGGCAAUACGAUUUUUCGUAAUGGAAACUUUGAAAGACUGGUAUCGUGGAGGAGAUAGUUCGAAGACGGUCAGUAAACCAGUUACAGCGUUAUUUGGUGCAUUUGCUGGUGCAUGCUCCGUAUACGGUAAUACUCCAAUUGAUGUUGUGAAAACUCGGAUGCAAGGUUUAGAAGCUAAGAAAUAUAAGAAUACAAUCAACUGCGCUUAUCAGAUUUUAAAAACGAAGGAUUCUUCGCAUUUUACAAAGGUACUAUACCUCGGCUAUGUCGCGUUUGUCUCGAUGUCGCAUUAACAUUUACUUUAUACGACUCAAUCAUGGAAUAUGCUAACAAACUGUGGAAAACAGCAUGAAUUUUCAGUCCUUCGUCCACGCUUAUACAUUGUAGUACAGCUUGCACAAUUUAUCUCCCAUGGGAAAAUUAGUGAGAAACCGAAAUCCUUCAAAUGAAGAUUACGAAAGUGGAUGAAAACCGACCAGAAGUGGGUAGAUUGAUUUUGAAACUGAA